This is a messenger RNA of Cladocopium goreaui, 1227 nucleotides long. The record is from the annotation of a GenBank genome assembly. Lineage: Eukaryota; Dinophyceae; Suessiales; Symbiodiniaceae.
AUGCUGGCAGCUUUCGAAGCCGACAGCCUGGCAGAUGGCGAUUCCUCGCCGCGUGCGGCCGUAGUCUGCGAACGCUUAGGACAUUGGGUAAGCAACCUGGAUGGAAAAAACUUGGGCUUUGUGGUGUCUGAUACGAAGAAGUUCUGGAAGUUGAGCGAUGGAAAGGUGGUGCAGAAAGCAGCACAUGGGAAGAAGUGGCAAUGGAUGGACAAGGCCCCAACGCCGGCUGCUACACCGACAGGUAGCUUCUCGAACACUUGCAGCUCCCCCGAAGUGUCGUUCGUACUGCCGCCAGCAAUGACCAGCCCGAAGUCUGGCGGCUACUCUCCUCGAAAGGCAACGGUGCGUUUGGGUGCCAAUAUCCGUGGUGUCGGAGGCGCUUUGUGGGGCCGUGUCGUCGCAGAAGAAUUCCAGGGCUGGCGCUUGGACACGGGCCACAUUGCGAAGAAGGUGUCGGAAAACGUGCAAUGGCGCUGGGAUGACACAUACGCAAUCCAUGUGGAGUUGGAAGGAUUGGAAUUGCCUCCUUCUGCAGACCUUGAGGACCACACUGGCUGGGACGGUUUGCCACAGGCCGUGUUGUUUCACAUCUACGAGUGGCUCUCCUUGCGCUCCGCCUUGAGGGCAGCAGCCUCGAGCAGACGUUGGGCUCAAAGUGCAGUUGCCUUGCCUGUGGAACUACCACCACCCCAGGUGGACGCCCUGCUGCAGUUCUGUUUGCUCCAGGUCUUGCAGGCCUUCGAUGAAACUCGUUUGCCACUUCCUAUGACGGCCAUCUAUGCGGAGAUGCGUGCAGCAGCGCGUAAAGCAUUGGCUGGGACUUCAGCGCGCCAUCGAAUGGAAUCCAUGGUCCUGCAAUCCGUCGGACGAAGCUGCUUGUCUGCGCAGAAAGAUCUUUUGGCUGGAUUAGCUGCAGGGCGUUGUCACCGACAUCACAUUUCUUGGAUGCCAGAUGUUAAAACCUCGGGCCAUCGCACGCUGGAGCGCAUGGCUCGACAUUUCCACUCAAUGGACUUAAUUGAGGUGACAAAGCAACGAUGGCACAAACGAAUUCAUCAUAGCCCAAAUACGCGGACCUGCAUUGAAUUGCUGCUCACCGGGGUCAACCGCUCUCAUCCGCUUUUCCUUGAGCAUGAGGCGUGGGCACUUCAGAAGACUACUGAGGGCACUGAGUUCUGCACCCAGGAGGCUGCUGACCAGGUUGACUGGCAAGGUAGAUUCACCUAG